AUGGGGCGAGAAUGGUCAAGGGAUCACCAGUAUCCCAGGCAGCCAAUUUCCUGGCAGCGGGAGGGAUUUCCAAAUGAGCAACCACAGGACGAUGCUCGCUAUUCAGAGCCGCAAGAACUUCGACGGCCACCCGUGGGCAUUGAUAAGGCCUUGCGGGAAAACUGCAAUAUUCCUGUGAAGGCCUAUUUCGUCGCAGCCAUCCUCGACGAUGGCAGCUCAGCAACAUUUUCAGGGCCGGGAGCCCUGUCAAUAAACCAGAUCAAACAGUUCUUCCACAUGGAGACAUUUAGGAACUAUACACAACAGGCACUUACUGGAGCUCCUUACGAUGAUUCCGACUACGGAGGUGAGAACAGUGGAUUUCGGUCAGGAUUUGGGCGAGAUUUCUCGAGCCGCAGAAUGACGGAACGCCGCAGAACUUCGGCUCUGGAUGCCAUGGACAGUGACGCGGCAUAUAAAGCCCGAAAGCGCCCUCGUAGCCACUCCUCACGACAGCUUCUCAACGAUGACAGAGACAUCCCCUUAACGAUAGCUGCGACCAAGAAACCGAUCCGGAUCGGCGAUACCGAUGUUGUGUGGAGCUUUUACCAGCAACGGUUCAAGAAUUGUCAGCAGACGGCUUGUAAGCUCAUCGCCAAGGCAUGGGUCAAGGCCGUGGAGCCGAAGAAGCAGUCACAUCACCCUUAUACCGGCAAGGACGAGAAGGCGCCGGAGUGGUGGCCAAAACCAUGGGGUCCCAUGAAAGAUGAGCGAGUUCGUCACAAAGAGCCCGAUCAUCUUUACAAGAAGGAGCGAGUGCAUUUGCUAGCCCAUAUUCUCCGGUUGAUUGUGGAGCCCAGUCACAAGCAGCAUCCGGAUGUCCAGAAAUCAUGCUUGAAUGUGAAGAAACUGGAAGAGGUGACGGCGGAAGCACUCUCUAGCUUUUUCUCAGAUCCCGAGAACCCUGGGAAUAGUAAAAAGCGUCCGUACCUGACCGAAAUAUUCAAGAUCGCGAAGUACGAGGAGAGGUAUAAGAAUGGCGAAAUUGAUGGCGACACGGAGGUGUUUGUGAUGGCCGAUGACAAGAUACCCGAGUUUUACCAAAAUGAAUCCGACGGUUCUCUCAAGACGGGCCGAGAGAAGCACGAUGACCAAGAUGCGCCCAUCGGACAUCGGGGCCUGUCCCCGCCGAAACCUGUCGCCCCGCAUCCGAUGAUACCGACAAACGCCGCCACUGGUGCUACGAAUACUGCAGGCAACAUCUCGGCGCCACAGUUCCUGUCAGAGCUGCCUGUGCGUGGAGGGUCGCAUUUGCCUACGCAACUGGUUCAGCCAGAGAUGGGCUCGGAGCAGCAAGCCUCGUACGUGGAAAGUGCUGGGAUUGGCGGAGUUGCCAAUACAUCGAUUCAUCACACCGCUCCUAGCUUGCCCAUGUCAGAGAUUUUGGCAAGCCCCCACGAUACCACCGACCGACGGCAUUCCCUUGUAUUUAAUUCGCCAACGGACUUUUCGGCCUCGGGGAAUACGGCGAUGUACUCGCAACAGUGGCAGCCGGCAUCUACUGCGCCCGCGACGUCUCCGAUGUACUCCUUUCCACAUCAGCAAACGCCUGCGCCCCAAGCUAACUACGGCGCGCAACCAAACAUGAGCCUGCAACAGGGGCAGCAGCAGUAUCUUCCUCAGCAAUAUGAAGGACUCCAGCGAGCGGCAGCACCGUUUGACCCAAACCAUCCACAUUUAUACCGGCAGGGGCCGGUGACUCAACCGAAUGUUGGCCAUACGCAAGGGUAUCCGAACUAUCUAUCGUCAGAUAAUAGGGGGUUGCCUGGGUCUAGCAUCAAACCGGAAUCUCUCCCGCGGUCCCACAUGCACUGA
Messenger RNA from Scedosporium apiospermum, 1854 nucleotides. RefSeq lists its product as uncharacterized. Lineage: Eukaryota; Fungi; Ascomycota; Sordariomycetes; Microascales; Microascaceae. The transcript is spliced from 5 exons. The coding region runs from base 1 to 1854 and encodes 617 amino acids. The record is from RefSeq and is a predicted model, not a curated record.